This is a messenger RNA of Mercenaria mercenaria, 4973 nucleotides long. RefSeq names its product monocarboxylate transporter 12-like. The transcript has 8 exons. The record is from RefSeq and is a predicted model, not a curated record. The coding region runs from base 536 to 2476 and encodes 646 amino acids. Gene Ontology annotation, biological process: transmembrane transport. Lineage: Eukaryota; Metazoa; Mollusca; Bivalvia; Venerida; Veneridae. Gene Ontology annotation, molecular function: monocarboxylic acid transmembrane transporter activity.
AUCGUUUUGAUAGCAAUGAUCAUAUAAUAACAUGGUGGAAGAUUUAAGUAAAGUUGGUAGGGUCUAAAUCGCGUCCGGGAAAAUUUUGUUUAUCGUUUCCAUCCAGUUUGUUACAUUUAAUGUAGACAGCUACCUGUGUCUGAUCAGGAUCGUCUGCUGUGGAAACUUAUUAGAAAUGAUAUUUAUAGGUUUAUCCAUAGUAACAGAUACUCUCCUGAAGGUACAUUCGUGCACUGUUUACAUAACAUCGACAAAGCUCACGCGGACUACUACCUACACACGAUAGUAGUAAAAUAUUGAGGAACAUUUUCCGGAAUUAUUCCUGUGGGAAAUAGAUUAUCGAUCUUAAUUGUGUCCGUCAUACUGGAUUAUUACAAUGGAAGACCGUCAUAUGGGUUGCAUGUGUAUAAUCGGGAUUGGAUAUAGCUCGCGUUAAGCAUUUAGAAAACCUAUUCAAGAUGAAAUUGACGCUUGUCUUCUAUCCACACCGUUUUCUUAUUAAAUUAAGAGUUGUCUACAACAAGAGACUGGCUCAAUGAGAAUGAAAAUGCAAUCCCGUAAAGACUUAGCCAUGAUACAUGACCCGAAACCCGUGACCCGGAUAGACUUUGGUGAUCACUAUCCGGAAGGCGGGUGGGGAUGGACUAUAGUCGGUGCAGCCACGCUUGUGUAUGUACUGUGUCACGGAAUACAUUUUGCCUUUGGAACUCUGUUGAUUAAAAUAAAGGAAUUUUCUGGAAAACAUUUUGACACAGACAUCGAUAUCAUAGACGCAGUAUGGCUUGGCAGCAUCGGAAUCAGUAUAUCCAUGAUGUUUUCUCCAAUUAUAACCACAAUAUGCCGGCGGAAAAGUCCGCGACUAUAUGCUGUGAUUGGAGGGUUGAUAGUCUCCCUUGGAAGCUUGUUUAUGUCUUUCUCCCACCAUCCAGAACAUUUAUUCAUCAGUUAUUGCCUGGUGCUAUCCGUCGGUUCUGGGAUCACGAUCAACGCUGCUAAUAUCAUGGUUGGUCGGUACUUCCGGUGCAGACGAGAGUUUGCAGAAAUGAUCAUGUUGGCGGGAACUGGCGGUGGUGCUGCUCUCGUCGCUUACAUCAUAGAUGAACUGAUGAAGAAAUUGGCUUGGACCGAGGCACUUCAGUCAAUUGCCGGACUAUCGGCUAUCACGAUGAUUGCCGGUGCCAUGUACAGAUCGGCUUCCCUCUAUCACCCCCGUAGAAAUGUUAUUCUUCAUAUCAAAAACCAAAAGAAGUGCCGUCGAGAAAGAGACCAGGAGAAACCGUCCUAUUUUGACUUUGCAGCAUUGAAAAUGCGGGCUUUACAGGGUAUAAUGGUGAUGGUGGCAAUCAUAGGCCUGGGCAUUCAUACCCCAUAUAUCCUCCUGCUUCAAACAGCAAAGCAACGAGGUAUUGAGGAAGAUUCCCUGGUACUGUUGAAUGUUUUCUUGGGCUUGGGCUACCUACUCGGCUGCUUCAUAUUUGGCUACAUUGUGAUUCGUAACAGUAACGAGUGUUCCAUUAGCAGACGACACCUGACACAGUCCUGCGUGCUUGCUAGUGGCGCGAGCACCUUGUUGUUCAUCAUGGCACGUGACUUCCACGCGUUCGCGCUCUAUGCGUGGCUCUUCGGGAUCUCGUCUGGAGGCUACUACUACACUGUGAAGAUGUACACGUACGGGAUUGUUAAAGAACGGAUUAUGGAGCGAGGGUGGGGGUUCGUCAAUGCUGCUCAAUUCUUGUCCUUUCUUCUUGGACCCCCGCUUGCCAUAUAUCUCAACGAGUCGUACAGUAGUGAUGUUGCAUGUUACGUGUUCUCUGGUAUUAUCAUGAUUGUGGGCGGUCUUAUGUUCUACUGUAUGCCACUGCUUGAACGACAUCCAUCCAAUCUGGAUAUUGUCCAACGAUACCAGAGCGCAUGCUCCAAAAACACAACGGAAGCAGCAGCUCUGCUUGACCUUGACCUUACAAACGCAAUGGUAACCAAACCCCUGAACAACGUACAAUUCAUUGUUUCACCUUCGCGCAUGAAACACAAUCAAGGGGGAAAAGACGCCAGUAAGAUUCAAAUGCAGUGCUUUAUACAACACAGAGACAAGGAAAAGCCAAAACAGAUAGUGCUUUCAAGAAUUACCGAAGAGAAAGAAGGACUUCGGUUGGAUUUUAACGAAAUUUCAUACAUAAGUAAUUCAAACUCAAAAUCGUGUUCAGACAGCAGCGGACGGAGAAAAAGUGUUUCUGAUCGCGAUUUCUCAAUUCCACUGUGUGAGAAUCAUUGCGCGGACAUUCCUUCAGACAGCAUGGCGUCCCAUCAUACAGACAAAUCGUGUAAGGGAUCGCAUCAUGCAGAGAGUAAAUUCCGUCGAAGUUCGGACAACGUGAAAUUGGAAUUCUUUGACCCUCCCAGUCAAGAGAAAGAAUCAACUGCGACCGUGUCAUACGACAGUGAUUUGUAUAUAAAUCUUUGUGAAGCUCAAGUUUAGAUUUAUAUCUAUGUUUCUCAAGAAUAUAUUUCUGUAUAUUUGAGUGACACGUCAUGCACGUGUAAUCAUGUAUGUACAUGCGAAUUAUGUGGAUUAUUUUUCAAAUUUAUCAUUUUUCAUGAAGUGCAUAUUUUUCAAUUUGUACAGACUCUUUUUCAAAGAGGACCAACUUAAAUCAGAAUAACUCCUGACUUUUUAAAUUUGUGCAAAGGUGUGUUGUCACGUCAGAACAGCCUAUGUUACAGAACGACGUAUUGUUGAGAAAUGCAUAUUUUGGGUAUCAUAUACUUUGUUCCUAGAGUACUUAUUUUAUUUCUUCAAAACAAAAUGUUUUUAAUCCUAAAACUGUAAAGAUUAGGUAAUGCAUCAGAAAAAAUGAAUGAUUUGAAAAGUUUAAACAAGUUGUUUAAUUCAGUCAGACAACUCACAUAUAUCACGUCCAGUACCUAUGAACUGAUUUUGGCAGCCUCUAAUACCAAGUUUGGUCAAUUUCAAGUUUAACCUGAAGAUGCUUGAGAUCCGAGACGUUUUGCUAAACUCAGCUUAAGGCCUAUAACAUUGGUCCCUUGGCUACGGAAAUUACUGCGGCUGAAGUGUUCUAUGACCUUAUAGGGACUAAGAAUGACAAAACGCCGAACGAUCAAGUGGACAGAAAAAUAGUCCAGAUGUCGUUAACUUCGCUUAAAGAAGACAGAUACACUUCAUCUAAAUAAUGUAUUUCUCAUUUUUAUAGGAAAUUUUGGCCUAACAGAUAUCACAUUUGAUUUUUAUCGUUAUUUUCAAACGGACAUUUUUUUGGCAGAGGUUAACUUUAACCUAAGUUAUUUUUGAUAACAUUUUGUACUGACAACAUGGCACUUUUGCUCAAGGAAUCGGACGAUACGCAUGUCGUAUCAAAAACAAAGUUCACAAAUUCUAUCUUCUCGUGUAUACAUGUUUUGUAUUUCUAAGGUUUAUAAAACGAUUCUCUCGUCACCAUCGUUUAUAGUAUUUUCAUGCAAUCGACAUCGUGUCUUUGGCUGUCUCGGCAUCGCAUUUACCUGAUACAGUGAUAGCGUGAAGACCCCCAAAGAGUUUUAAUUAUUAGCCCAUUUUCCUUUUUUAAAAAAAUCAGCAUCUAAUUGGUUGGUUUUACCUCUAACAGAGUAACUUGACAACAUGUUUUGGACAGUGGCCCCUGGUGUUAUAUUGCUGUUCCAUCUGUUCCGCAAAAAAUGCACCGUGAAUUGAACAGAACUGACAAAGCCUUCAUUCUCUGUUAUAAAACAUUUUCAGUUAUCAAAUAAAAGUUUUUACUUGAAAACAGUUAAAGUCAGAAAUUUCAACAUUUACUUUUGAUAUAUCACAAUUUUGUACUUCUUUGAUGAAAAACGUAUGAACAUGAGAAAGGGAGAGAACUCUUUUUUUUGUGAACUUCAGUUCAGCUCAGACUAUGAUUAGGUAUUUUACAUACUAUAUGUAUUUAUAAUAUGUUUAGAAGUCAUCCAUAUAUAUGUUGUAUGGUGCAAGUGAUGUGGCUGUAUUUUAAAUAUUGCGUCAGUGCUUCUGAAAGUGUAUAUAAUGAGAGAUUUAGAAUUAAAUUGUGAUUUAUUUUGCAAAUUUUUGAAAAAAGUGUAGCAGUGCUGUUUGUAAAACUUUUCAAAAUAACCCAAGUUUGGAGUAUGUUUUAAUGUAGCACUGGUCAGUUUUUUUAUGCUACUACGCUCAAAAUUAUAAUAAAAUAUAAAAAUAUCUCUUCCACUCACUGUUUACAUUUCAUAUUAGUACGGAGGAGGGAGGGAAGGGUUCUAAUAGUAAACGUAGCGGGUAGGUUAUAACAUGUAUACAUUGGCAUUUUUUUCUGGUCAGGUGCCAGUAAGUUUACAUAAGAUUCCAGUGAGUAUUUCAGAAAGAGGUGGUAUCAAAAUUCAAAAUAUUGCAAUUUAAAUAAAAUAAUAAAUAUACUCAUUCAUUAUUAUUUAAUUAUCCGCUGAAAACCGUACAUAUUUACGUGUAAAGCGAGUCUCCCGAUGUGCAGGUCCACGUACAGAUUUUUAUUGUAGUGAAAAUUAAUGUACUCCAUGAUCCCAAAGGAACAACACUGGGUCCAAGUACGUGGAGAGUUUUUACAACUUAAAGAGUUAAUAAAAUCUGUGAAGAGAUCCCUUGGAAGCGUAGAACGCAACCAAGCAAGAUGAUAGCAGACUCAGUUUGACUGAGUCUGUUCAUUAAAGGUAACGAAAUUGCAACAUAGCACGGGCUUAAGCGAAAUAUUCUGUUAUUGUAAAAUGAAUGUAGUCCGUAAUCCCAAAGGAGAAGAAAAUAAAACAAAAUUUAUCUUGAUUAAAAAUCACUAAAAAAACAGUAAGUAAAGCUAUGCCUGGAUAAACAAUUUCAUAUGUUUCAUUACACCGACACGUAUAGAGGAGUUUAGCAGGCAGCAUUGCUACACAAGUCAAAUGUUUGACGAACUGCUCUAGAUAUAUUUUGCUACUGAAAUAAAAUCGAGCUGACAGUG